Molecule: messenger RNA, 3001 nt
Organism: Myxocyprinus asiaticus (Chinese sucker)
Lineage: Eukaryota; Metazoa; Chordata; Actinopteri; Cypriniformes; Catostomidae
Product: divergent protein kinase domain 1A-like
Exons: 6
Coding region: 116-1402 (428 amino acids)
Source: RefSeq, a predicted model, not a curated record
AGGAGCCUCACAUACUCUUCUUCAUCUCUCUCUCUCUCUCUCUCUCUCUCUCUCUCUCUCCCAUGGCGAGAAAGACCUUGGCUUGGUUUGUGUUGUGAAAUGUGGUGGUUCAAUCAUGGCACGGGGUCUGAUACCGUGGAUCUGGCUGAAGAGACCCGUCUAUAUCCAGGCCCGGUUCUCCUACCUACACAUGAAGUACCUUUUCUUUUCCUGGCUUGCUGUUUUCGUGGGAAGCUGGGUAGUAUAUAUGGAAUACUCAUCUUACACAGAACUCUGCCGAGGACAUGAGUGCAAGAACUCUAUCUGUGAUAAAUUCCAGAAGGGAGUAAUUGAUGGCUCCGCCUGCAACAGCUUGUGUGAGAAGGGCACUCUUUACCUGGGGAAGUGCCUCUCUGCCAAACCCAUCAAUCAGGUAUAUUCUGGCAGUUGGGGGGAUAUGGAAGGGAUCAUAAAGUGUCACAUGCAAGAGGUUCCUCAUUAUGACUUGGGUGUAGAAUUAGAGCCCCGGAAAGAGUCUGCCUUCUUUAACAGGCCAACCAAAGGAACAUCUGUGGAGAAGUUCAAAGAGAUGGUCUUCAGCCAUCUAAAGGUAAAAGUAGGAGAUCAAGCCAACCUACAUGAUUUGGUGACCCUUGUGCUUGGAGUUGCAGACAGCAACAAGGAUGGCCAGAUUUCACUGUCAGAAGCACAUUCAGCUUGGGCUUUAAUUCAGCUCAAUGAAUUCCUGCUGUCCAUCGUGCUGCAGGAUCGAGAGCACACUCCCAGACUGCUGGGCUACUGUGGAGACUUGUAUGUGAUGGAGAAGGUGCCUUAUGUACCACUCUAUGGUGCCAGCCUACCAUGGAUAGUAGAGCUGUGGAUUCCAGCCAGUCUGCAACGCAGCAUUGACCAGUGGGUCACCCCCUCUUGGCCGCGCAAAGCAAAGAUAGCCAUUGGCCUGUUUGAGCUUGUUGAGGAUGUCUUCCAUGGAACAUUUGGAAGUUUCCUUAUGUGUGACGUUAAUGCAGCAGGGUUUGGUUACACAGAGCACUAUGAUAUAAAGGUGGUAGACGCGAGAAACAUCAUCCCUGAAGCUGCUUUUCAGGAAGUGAUGCGUGAAAGGCAGUGUGAAGAGGACAGUGACUGUGUGUAUGGCACGGACUGCCUAACUUCCUGUGACCUUACGAAACACCGCUGCACCACAGAGGUGACACAGCCAAAUCUGGCCAAAGUAUGUAGCACACUUAAGGACUAUCUUCUCUAUGGUGCACCAUCAAACAUACAAGACGAAUUGGAGAAACAGUUGUAUGCCUGCAUCGCUCUCAAGGGUGCCACCGAACAGAUGGAAAUGGAGCACUCAUUGAUUAUUAAUAACCUCAGAACUUUGCUUUGGAAGAAGAUAUCCCACACUAAAGACUCCUAAUAUAACACAGAACUAAGUUAUUACUCUUCUAUACAGAACACAUAGUAUACAAACAAUGGACUGGAACGGUCUGAUUGAUAUCAGGUGACUCAUAACCAAGAAUCCUGGAAUCUAAUUAUUCUUUGUUGCAGAAUAUACCAAUAUAGACUUGAUGACCCCUUGUUGCUUGCAUUACCCAGUCUUGAAUCAAUCCCAAGUUAUAACAGCUUAGGCUGCAGAGAUAUACUGCAUCUGUUAAUGCAUGUCCACCACUGCCGAGAGAAAGUGCAAAAUUGCUGUUCUUCUUCUGGAUCGCUGUUUAAGAAACAGAGACAAUGAAACCAUGUCUAGUCUACAGUUGGAAGAAUUCACAUUUUUUACCCUUCAAUUCUUUACAUUUUAACUAUAAAAAGGAUAGAGAGAUGAUUUGCAGGAUUUACAAAAAUUUGCAAACUAAAUUGUGUUUAAAAAUGAACACAUUUUGAUAACUCUAAAAGUUAAUACAGCCGACACUCAAUUUUGACAUUUUGGUAACACUUUUGGCCUCUACUUGUUAACGAUAGUUAAUGCAUUUGGUAUCAUGAACUACAAACAAUACGUUUAAAAGCAUUUAUUAAUCUUGAUUAAUGUUCAUUUAUAAAAAUACAAUUGUUCAUUGUUAAUUCAGAUAAGUAUAUAAUGCAUUAAUGUUUACAACUUCUAGAUAAAUAAAAGAUGUAUCUUGAAUUUAACAAAGAUUAUUAACUAAUGUUCUUAAAGGUGCUGUAAUAGAUUUUAGCAUUCUGGACUUCUGUAUCUUUCACGUGAGCUGUUGAAUUAGCAAUGCCCCCUCAAGACUCAAACCCCUGCCCACCAAAGAAAUUUUGAGGCUAUAACAGAGCAAAAGAGCAGCACUGUUUGUUCCUGUGGCUGUCAAAUUCAAAAGUGGCACAAUAGCACCCUCAACUGAAAAACAUUUUGAAUCAUAGCCUCAAUGAUCCACUUCAAAUGAUUGACAGGUGAAAAGCAUCACAUUUAUGUUUGCUGUUUACAAAGUCUACAGCUGUCACAGAGAACAGUGAGAUAUCUCAGGACACAUUUCACUAAUAUCUUUAAGGGAGUAGGAACUUACUUUUCAAAUAUGCAUACUUUUACAUUUAAAAAAAAAAAAAAAAAAUCACUUACAGCACCUUUAAUGUUAAUCAUCAAAAUUGAUACUGCCAACAAAGUGCGUUUUGAAUAGCUGAUUUAAGAGGCCUGAAAAUGCUUGAAGAUCACUGUUGAUGACCUGAGAGCUCUAUCAUAUUCUGUCACACAAGCUCUUGGUUUUUACAUUUUGCCUUUGUUUUAAAAUCUGUAUACGCAUGUACCCUUAUAUAAAUGAAGUAGGACUGAGGGCCCUUCAAAUUUUUAGUAAAUUUUACUUUUGAACAAAGUCUGUGCAUCCUUUGCUUCAAUCAGUAGUUUUGAAUACAGUUGACAGAGCUGAAUCUUGGCACUUCAAAUUCUGUCAAUAACUACGUUUCCAUCCAAGGAUUUUUUGCGAUAAAUGUUUUAGUUCAUCAAAAUAAAGCUGAUGGAAACGCAAAUUAUCGCUAAAAUUUCACAAGUGUUGACAUAAUAUUUUUCCGUUUACCUCUA